Pestalotiopsis fici W106-1 is the source of this 1647-nucleotide messenger RNA. RefSeq lists its product as uncharacterized. The coding region runs from base 1 to 1647 and encodes 548 amino acids. The record is from RefSeq and is a predicted model, not a curated record. NCBI's taxonomy places the organism in Eukaryota, Fungi, Ascomycota, Sordariomycetes, Amphisphaeriales, Sporocadaceae. The transcript is spliced from 3 exons.
AUGGCGCCCGUGCCUAUUGAGCACCCGCCUAGCUAUGUCCCCUUGGCUGUAUCCGCAACUCACAUUGGACUGGUCGUAUACCUCACGUAUGCAGUAGGCGCAAGUCUUUACACUUCAUACAAGUCCUUGUCACCAUCACAGGAUACUCGUCAGCGUCAAGAAUGGCGCAGAAAGUUGUCUCCUGUAUUUGCUGGCCUCGCUGCCGUCGCCCUUGUAUCUGCCGCGUACUCAUCCAUCUCAUACGCGACGUUGUCAUACAAGGUCUGGGCUGAUGAGAGAGGCAUUCAACUGCCCUCACGGUUCGUUGGAGACGGGGGAUUCUUCCCUGGAACGCACAACUCAAGUCAAGUGCACCUAGCACAAUGGCUACACGAUACACCAGUCUACUACGACGCUUUUGAGAUUGUUGCCGAAAAGGCACGUCGCUACUGGUGGGGACAGCAAGUUGACCUUGGUAUCAUUGCCUGGAGCUUGUUGCUGGCGAUCGAGGGCCGCAGAAGACGAAUCCCUCUCGUCACCGCAUUCCUGGCCUUGGCUCACCUUGUCAGCCUUUCGUUUGCGCAAAACCUCUUUUAUCUCGCCCUGCUCCUGACUCCAGCACCAAUCUCUGGCGAUGACGACCUCGAGGUUCCCGUAGUCCCUCUUCCGACUUCAACUUGGAUCCGCAUUCGCAACGCCGUCCUGCCUCCAAAGCCAACAAACUGGUGCCCACACCCAAUCUUGUUCCUCGGAGCAAUUUCGGUUAACUUUACUUCUUUAUUCGUCCUGCCCUACGCUGCCGAGACACCUUCUUUCGUCAAAGUUUUAUUGAUCACCCGGCUGUCCACAUUCCUCCCCGUUAUUCUGCCGAAGGUUGCUCCAGUAUCCUGGGGUACUGUUCAUCCUCAUCCGCAUGAUGCCUUCAGCUCUUACACUACACUGUUCCGCUUGAUAUCUCUUGCGAGCUUUGCCCUACAUGACAAGGCUACCUUUUUUGGCCUGCGAUAUAACAUGCCGGAUUCGUACUAUCAUCGACACUCUCGCUUUUUGCCUUGGGAUUUAGAGAAACGGUCCAUGUGGGAGCAAAGCACUACCGCGCUAGGCAAGAUUCUAGGAUCAACCAUAGAUCACCCAGUGGUUGCCGCUGUGGGAUGGGAUGUUCUGCUCAGUGCGCUGAGUCUCGGAUUUUGGAGCGCCGUCAGAGCAACCGACGUGCAAGGCAUCAUCGCCUCCACGUUUCCGUACUUGGCCAAAUCUGACCCGAAAGGCGCCCAGCGCUCCAGUCUCAGCACGCUUUCAUCUAUCAAAGAAGAGGACAAUUUUCCAGAAUCGCCCUUGGCAGAAUCCACGCCAGCAUUGCGCCAGCGCGGACGUCCAAAGUCACGCGGCACCAGUGUAGCCAGUAUUGCUUCCUCGGAUGCCGCAACUGAUGGUCAGGCAUCCGCCACUACUAAGAGACGUGGCAGGCCGAAGAAGAACAUGGCCCAUGAGGACAAAACUUACGAGCCAGAGCCUGCAGUGGCACGCGAAAUUAGCGAAGGCGACAUACUGCCACCACCCGACGAGCUUGACUGGGAGAGCGCGGCUCUUGGUUGGGGCAUGGCUGCCUUUGGCGGCUUGGGGUUUGCCGAAGCUGGUGUCUUUGGGGCCGAGUGUACUGCUAGAUGA